GACAGUUUGCGCAUGCGCCGAUUCCUUUUAUUUUUUUUUAAAGUAUCUGUGACUGGAUGCAGUUGCGUUUCCAGUGUGGGAAUCCACUCUAGUGCAGCUGCCAAAGACUAGUAUAUCGGAAGCCAAUUCAUUUAUCUCAGAGCCGAGCAGUCAACAUGGUUUUAGAUUUAGAUCUUUUCAGGGAAGACAAAGGAGGAAACCCGGAGCUCGUCAGGGAGACUCAGAGAAAGAGAUUCAAGGACCCGGGGCUGGUGGAUACAUUGCUGAACUCGGACACAGCAUGGAGGAAAAGCAGGUUUCAGGCAGACAAUCUUAAUAAACAGAAAAAUCUUUGCAGCAAAAUCACCGGGGAGAAAAUGAAGAAAAAGGAACCAUUGGGGGACAGUGAUGUUCUUCCUGAAAAUAUCCAGCUUGACCAGCUGACAGCUGAAGUUCUCAGUGCUCUGUCAGUUACACAGAUAAAGAGACUGCGGGUUUUAAUAGAUGAAGCCAUAGCAGCAACCGAUGCAGAACGUAUUAAGCUGGAAGCAGAGAGAUUUGAAAGUUUACGUGAGAUUGGGAACCUGCUUCACCCAACAGUGCCUAUCAGCAACGAUGAGGACAAUGAUAACAAGGUGGAACGCACUUGGGGAGACUGUGAAAUUCAAAAGAAAUACUCGCAUGUGGACCUUGUGGUUAUGGUGGAUGGCUUUGAGGGUGAAAAAGGAGCUGUAGUAGCUGGGAGCAGAGGAUAUUUCUUAAAGGGUCCGUUGGUGUUUCUAGAGCAGGCCCUCAUACAGUUUGCUUUGCAUACUCUGUCAGAAAAGGGAUACACUCCCAUAUAUACCCCAUUCUUCAUGAGAAAAGAGGUCAUGCAGGAGGUGGCCCAGCUCAGUCAGUUUGAUGAAGAACUGUACAAGGUGAUCGGUAAAGGCAGUGAAAAAUCUGAUGAUAACUCUGUAGAUGAGAAAUACCUUAUAGCUACUUCAGAACAGCCAAUAGCUGCAUUACAUCGGGAUGAGUGGCUGAAGCCUGAAGAUUUACCUGUACGAUAUGCUGGCAUAUCAACCUGUUUCCGUCAGGAAGUAGGGUCCCAUGGAAGGGACACACGAGGCAUAUUUAGAGUACACCAGUUUGAGAAGAUUGAGCAGUUUAUUUAUGCCUCGCCACAUGAUAACAAGUCCUGGGAAAUGUUUGAAGAAAUGAUUAUGACAGCCGAAUCAUUUUACCAGAUGCUGGGCAUCCCAUAUCGUAUUGUGAAUAUUGUUUCAGGCUCCUUGAAUCAUGCUGCCAGUAAGAAGCUAGAUUUAGAAGCCUGGUUUCCAGGCUCAGGUGCGUUCAGAGAGCUGGUCUCUUGUUCAAACUGCACUGACUACCAAGCCAGGCGGCUACGGAUCCGCUAUGGACAGACAAAGAAGAUGAUGGACAAGGUAGACUUUGUGCACAUGUUAAAUGCCACUAUGUGUGCCACAACCCGUGCAAUUUGUGCAAUUCUAGAGAACUAUCAGACUGAGGAAGGUAUAAUUGUUCCAGAGAAACUCAGGAGCUUUAUGCCUCCAGGUCUAAAGGAUAUAAUAAAGUUUGUAAAACCUGCUCCAAUUGACCAAGAACUUACCAAAAAGCAGAAGAAGCAGCAGCAGGAAAAAGGAAAGAAAACAGAAAAUUGUGGUUUAGAUACUCAAAUGGAGAGCAUGAAAGUUCAUUCAGCUUAAGAUAUUUGUCCAUAACCUUGUAUACCCUUUCUGUCUUGUAUGCUGCCUCUUACAUUUAACUACAUCCCAUCCAGCAGACCAUUAAAUUAUUGAAAAUCUGAUAUUUCUCUCACUUACCUGUUACUCUUAUAAACGGUUGCUGCUACAUAUUAAGAGAGACUUCUGAUUUUAGACGUUGGGUAUUAAGAAUAAGGUUUGAAAAGACUAUUGGAAACCUUGAAAUAAAGUUUAGUGAUUGAAGCAUUUGUAUGAAGCCGAUAUCCCAUAUGUAAUUUAAUUAAAAAGGAAAAUCAUGUAAUUUAGUUAAACUGUAAUUUUUAGGAGAAACUAAUCAAACACUGAAAUAUACAUCAAUAGAUGUGUAGAAUAAAUGCAAACUAGACUUUUCUGAGCAAAAUGUUGUAGCAUAACUUAAAAAAAUGAAAAACCACAAAACCUCUCUUGCUUGUAUUAACAUAUGACAUAGUAGAACAAACCAGACAAUCUCCUUGAUAAGGAGGAUUACCUUGGCAUUGUUAACUCUGAACAUGCAUUCCAUAAAAUCUUUAAAUGUUUCACCACAAAUAAUAUUGUGUAAUACAAGUAAUGUUGCAGUAUAUUUUCUCAAGACUUUGCCUCACAGUAAACUCUGUUAUUUUGGUUACUGUUUCCACAAUACAAACUGGAAGAGGCUACAUGACAAAAUGGCAUAAUUGUUGCUAAACUGAGGCCAGGUCAAUAUAGUUGCACUGUGUUGUCUUAGCUGAUAUGUUGCAUUUAUGUUAGGCCAAUAUAUUAUAUACUCCAGGUCCUCUCCUGUAAAUGCCUACUACAGCAACACGUGCAGGUGACAACCAGGGUUUAACAAGCAAUUCCUACAAUUUCCAAUAAUGAUUGAGUUAGUGUCAUCCACAAGCUCCUACCAAUACAAAUUAAAUAUCCAAUCUAUGUUGAAUUCACGUGCAUGGUCAGACCAAUGCAUCCACAGAAAAAAAUUUAAAGUAUCUGAUCUAAUUUAUUUUAGUUUUAUUAUUGUUUUGAAGAAUCUGCAUUCAAUGUCAUCUGUCCUUCUCCCUGCAUCUGAAAGGUUAAUUAAAGCUUUAUAUUGGCCUAUAACUGAUGAUGUGCUAUUCUCUUGGUUGGGUUUACCCUCAUCACAAUGUAAUAUACCUGUAUAGUAUAUGCUUGCUGAAUAUUAAAGGGUGCCAAUAUUCAAUCUUCGCAGAAUAUAAUCAAUAAAAAACUUGAACCCGA
Molecule: messenger RNA, 2924 nt
Organism: Xenopus laevis (African clawed frog)
Lineage: Eukaryota; Metazoa; Chordata; Amphibia; Anura; Pipidae
Gene: sars1.S
Product: seryl-tRNA synthetase 1 S homeolog
Exons: 11
Coding region: 156-1691 (511 amino acids)
Biological process (GO): seryl-tRNA aminoacylation; tRNA aminoacylation for protein translation
Cellular component (GO): cytoplasm
Molecular function (GO): aminoacyl-tRNA ligase activity; nucleotide binding; ATP binding
Source: RefSeq, a predicted model, not a curated record